AUCUGGCAGUUUGGCGAGUGGCUGGACGUGGUGGUGGAUGACUACCUGCCCACCAAGGACGGCAAACUCCUCUUCGUCCACUCCGCCGAGGGCACUGAGUUCUGGAGCGCCUUGUUGGAGAAAGCCUACGCCAAAGUGAACGGCUGCUACGAGGCUCUGUCGGGCGGCAGCACCUCGGAGGGCUUCGAGGAUUUCACCGGCGGCGUGACUGAGUGGUACGACCUACGCAAACCCCCCGCUGAUCUCUACCAGAUCAUCCUCAAAGCGCUGGAGCGCGGUUCUCUGCUCGGGUGUUCCAUCGACAUAACCAGCGCUUUUGACAUGGAGGCGGUGACCUUCAAGAAGCUGGUGAAGGGCCACGCCUAUUCGGUGACGGGGGCCAAGCAGAUCAACUACCGCGGGCAAUCCCUGGGUCUGAUCCGGAUGCGCAAUCCUUGGGGAGAAGUGGAGUGGACGGGACCCUGGAGUGACAACUCAUCGGAGUGGAACGCGGUGGAGCCGGCGCUGAGGCAGCAGCUGAUGGUGAAAAUGGAAGACGGUGAAUUUUGGAUGUCCUUCCGGGAUUUCCUCCGGGAAUUCACCCGCUUAGAGAUCUGCAACCUCACCCCGGACGCUCUCCAAUCCCGCAAGUUCCGCAAGUGGAACACGCGGCUCUACGACGGGACGUGGCGACGCGGCAGCACGGCCGGCGGUUGUAGGAAUUACCCCGCCACUUUCUGGAUAAAUCCGCAGUUUAAGAUCCAGCUGGAGGAGGUGGAUGACGACGGGGAUGAGGGCGGCGGGCGCGAACCCGGCUGUAGCUUCCUGCUGGCGCUGAUGCAGAAACACCGGCGCCGCGAGCGCCGUUACGGCAAAGACAUGGAGACCAUCGGAUUUGCCGUCUACGAGGUUCCUCCCGAGCACGUGGGGAAAUCAGGCGUCCACUUGAAACGGGAUUUUUUCUUGGCCAACGCUUCCCGGGCUCGUUCGGAACAAUUCAUCAACCUACGGGAGGUGAGCACCCGGUUCCGGUUACCGCCGGGAGAAUACAUCGUGGUGCCUUCAACCUUCGAACCCAACAAGGAAGGAGACUUCGUUCUCCGCGUCUUCUCUGAGAAGAAAGCCGGCACCGAGGAAAUGGAUGAUAAGAUCCAAGCGACGCUCCCGGAUGAGAAAGUGCUCUCUGAAAGCGAAAUCGACGAGAACUUCAAGCAGCUCUUCAAGCAGCUGGCGGGGGCG
Antrostomus carolinensis (chuck-will's-widow) is the source of this 1218-nucleotide messenger RNA. Its product is annotated as calpain-1 catalytic subunit-like. Gene Ontology annotation, molecular function: calcium-dependent cysteine-type endopeptidase activity. The transcript is spliced from 11 exons. The record is from RefSeq and is a predicted model, not a curated record. Lineage: Eukaryota; Metazoa; Chordata; Aves; Caprimulgiformes; Caprimulgidae. Gene Ontology annotation, biological process: proteolysis. The annotation marks the transcript as partial. Gene Ontology annotation, cellular component: cytoplasm.